Molecule: messenger RNA, 633 nt
Organism: Glycine soja
Lineage: Eukaryota; Viridiplantae; Streptophyta; Magnoliopsida; Fabales; Fabaceae
Product: protein MAIN-LIKE 2-like
Exons: 4
Coding region: 1-633 (210 amino acids)
Biological process (GO): meristem development; meristem maintenance
Source: RefSeq, a predicted model, not a curated record
AUGGAUCAUGUAGCUGAAGAGGUCUUUCAACAUGUUGAAGAAGUUGGUGUUGAUGCGCAGGGUUUUCCAGGUGGGUCGCAUGACACAUCAAUGUUGGUUGCCUAUGUUGAUCAUGUUGCAGUCAUUAUUUGGAAUGGAGAGCUAUCCUCCCAUGGAAGAAAGGUUCAGAAAUUUGGGAGGCCUACUAUUGAGAUUGAAGGGUUAGUCGCUAUCACAGGAUUAAGUCUUUUGAUCGCAUGUUCAUUGGACACUGGCGAUCGGAGACUUAUAUCGACUUUUGUGGAGAGGUGGCAUAAGGAAACGAGCAGUUUCCAUCUUCCAAUAGGAGAGCUCACCAUCACCCUCGAUGAUAUGGCCUCUUUGCUUCAGUUGCCCAUCAUAUGUGCAUUCCACAGCUUCAACACUUUUCAUGGCGACAAAGCAGUGUUGAUUCAGAGUGUAAGCUAUGCAUGGAGAGAUGCUGUCCUAGUGCAUAUGUACGAUAAUUUGAAAGAUGCUUGUAAGAACGGCGGCAGACAACUUGUUGGAUAUAUCACACUAUUACAGUGUUGGAUUUAUGAGCAUUUUCCAUCUAUUGUUGAGGCUUUUACGGACUCAAACUAUGAUCAAAGAUCACCACGUGCCUGCCACUAG